Molecule: messenger RNA, 2125 nt
Organism: Monodelphis domestica (gray short-tailed opossum)
Lineage: Eukaryota; Metazoa; Chordata; Mammalia; Didelphimorphia; Didelphidae
Source: RefSeq, a predicted model, not a curated record
GGGCAAGGGAGGGGGCUGGGGAACCCCAGGAGACUCUGGGACCCCCAACAUGGGCAAGCAAGUCCUGCAAGUGGGGCCAAGUAUACUCAAGACCCGACCCCAGGAAGUGCCAGGACCUGGGGGACUCGAUCCUGUUACUUCUGGGGAGCGUGAUCCUGCUGAAUGUUGGAAUGAAUGCGGUGAUGCUGCUUUGGUGUCAUCUGAGAGCCUCCCUCCGAAUACUGUUACAUCAUUUUUUCAAAAAAAACAAGCAACGAUGCCACCCAACCUGUAUCUGCUGUACCAUGGACCCCAAGAACCCAAUUCCCUGGGGUUCUCCUCACACCCAUCAACAUCAAACCAGCUUGACAGGCACACCCCACUGCCUGGACUGGGUCCCAGACACAGAUGAUGAGAAGGUCUCACAGUGCCGCUGGCUGCCACCCCAAUGUGGCCACUCUGGAGACCCAGCGAUCUCCCAUGGACCAUGGAGACAGAGGAAAGGUUUUCUCCCCCUUUUUCUUCACUCCCUACGAUCAACAGAGGUCCUUUGCCAUCAUCCCCUCAAACCCCCAAAUAGCAGUGUUUCCCAACUUCAGCCCCCACAUGGCCUCCACGGUCUGGGGGGGUACCCCCUGGUGGGGUCCACCACCCCCAGCCCCAGCCCGUCCCCUCACAGACCUCGACUUCUGCUCGGGAGCGCAGCUGCAGGAGCUGACUCAACUGAUCCAAGAGCUCGGGGUUCAAGAGAGCUGGCACGGUGGGCCAAAGCCCGGGGCCGACCUCCUCCGAGCUAAGGACUUUGUCUUCUCUCUGCUUAGUCUAAUCCACCAACGGGACCCCCGGGUCCCUGAGCGGACCGAGCUUCUGCUACUACGAGGUGGAGUCCGCGAGGGCUCUCUCGAUCUGGGGGCUGGGCCCCUGGGCCCCUACAUCCGGGGACCCCACUACGAUGCCGGCUUCACGCUUUUGGUGCCCUUGCUUUGGCUGGACCGCCAGGGGGCGAAGCCCGACCUCGAACUGGAAUCUGGCAGUGCGUGGCUCCGCCUCCCAGCGCGAGUGGACGGGACCACUGCCCUGGAGGCGUGGCAUGACUGCCUUGGGCCUUCUGCCCCAACGCAGCUGUGGGAGAAAGGGGAGGUAAAAAGGGGGUGCCCAUUGGAGAAGUCUCCAUGUGACGUCACAGAGACGGAGACUGCAGCGGCGUCUCCGCGGUGGCUGGAAGCCUCUGAUCUCGAGUUGUCCGCGCCAGUUGAGGGACUACGCGGCGACUUGAAGGAUUCGGAGAAUAGCAGUUUAUUGGAAGAACCGCGCAAUUACGUCACAGAGCAACUUCCUGGACAGCCAGUCGUAGAGUCUUGGGGGCGGGAUCCUCAGGAAAACUGGCCCGCUUUGUGCCCCACCCAAGUGGCUUCCUGGUUUUUUUCCUCGCUAUCUGCCGUAGCUGUCUCCUUAACUCCCACUCCGGGCGCUCCGCGCCUGGUCCAUGCUGCCCGCCAUGCCGGAGUCACUACUAUUCUUCUGUCCACUCCGGGCCCUCCCCCCCGGCUUCUGCUCUUUGACUUGGUGCCAGGGAUCUCCGUGACUGGCUGGCCCGAAAGAACCCGGACCCACGCCUGGAUGGGUCCCCUAGCCGCUGGGCCUACUUCUUACUACCUUGUGCCGGGCUUCGGAGCCAAAGAGGAGGAUGGGCUCUGCUGGCGAAUUUGCUUCGCCCGCCAGGAACUGGCACUGAAGGCCCGAAUUCCCGGGCCUCUGCUUCAGGCACAUGCCGCUGCCCAGGCCUUGCUGCGCCCUCUUGUGGCCGGGAUCCGCUGCACGGCGCCUUACCUCCUGCGGACCCUGCUUUAUUGGGCCUGUGAGCGACUGCCAGCCCUCUAUUUGGGGCGGCCCGAGAACGCCGGGGCCUGUUGCCUUGGGCUGCUGGACGAAUUGAGCCGUGGGCUCGAGGCUAGGGCACUGCCCGAUUACUUCCUAGAAGGGCGGGAGCUGGCACCCGGAGAGUGGGCUGCAGAGUUGACUGGGGCGCUCGCCCGACUCCGGGGGGAUCCUAUAGGGGCUCUCAGAGCUGCAGUAGAGGAAGCGAAGAUUGCGCGGAAGGGGGGCGGGGUAGUGGGUGGGGGACAUUAAAGAAGUGUUGCUGGAG